This is a messenger RNA of Equus quagga, 2733 nucleotides long. RefSeq names its product zinc finger protein 19 (gene ZNF19). Gene Ontology annotation, biological process: regulation of transcription by RNA polymerase II. The transcript has 8 exons. The record is from RefSeq and is a predicted model, not a curated record. The coding region runs from base 517 to 1926 and encodes 469 amino acids. Gene Ontology annotation, molecular function: DNA-binding transcription factor activity; RNA polymerase II cis-regulatory region sequence-specific DNA binding. Lineage: Eukaryota; Metazoa; Chordata; Mammalia; Perissodactyla; Equidae.
CCUAAACGUUCACGGGCCUCUGAGGCCUGACGUCUUACAGUGUCUUGACCCUUCGUCUUGCCGCGCACUCCCCUUGGCUCUGCUUCAGCCACCUUGGCAUUGUGUUUCUAGAACGUGUGCUUCCUUCGCCCCUGCCCUUCACUGAGAGGGAGCCCAGUGAUGGCAGCCAUGCCCCUGGAAGCUUGGCACCAGGACCCUUCCUCAGCCCUCACACUGUCAUCUGUGCCCCACACUCUGGCACUGAGCCAGAAGAUUGGCUCUGGGGCAGCAGGAACCUCUUAUUUUAGGAGGUGGUGACCUUCAAGGAUGUGGCUGUGUACUUCACCCGGACAGAAUGGGCUGGCCUUUCUCCUGCACAGAGGGUCCUGUACAGGGAAGUGAUGCUGACAAAUUAUGGAAACUUGACUUCCCUAGGAUCCCCAGUCUGCAGACUUGCCCUGAUCUCACUUCUGGAGGGAGGGGAUUUGCCUUGGCUCCUGGAGGCACAGAGUGACCCACCUGUGAAGAGGACCACAGAUGUCUCAAAAGCCCCUGCCCUUCACUGAGGGAGCCCAGGUGAUGGCAGCCAUGCCCCUGGAAGCCCGGCACCGGGAGGUGAUGACCUUCGAGGACGUGGCUGUGUACUUCACCCAGGCAGAAUGGGCUGGCCUUUCUCCCGCACAGAGGGCCUUAUACAGAAGUGUGAUGUUGGAGAAUUAUGGGAACUUGACAUCCCUGGGAUACCCAAUUCCCACACCUGCCCUGUUCUCACUUCUGGAGGGAGGGGAUUUGUCCUGGGGCCUGGAGGCACAGGAUGACCCACCUGCAGAGAGGACCACAGACAUCUGUAAAGAUACUGAGGCCAACAUUGACAAUGAGUCCACAUCAACCCAGGGAAUUUCUGAAGAAAGAGACAUGAUGUUGUCACAUGGUCUGCAGAAGAGUGUUGUUCAGAGAACCAACUUCCUAGAAACAUGUAAGCUGGAGAAGCACCAGGAAAUCCCCACAGUGAAAAAUAUUAGAGGAAAGGUUCCAAGAAUCCACUGUGAUAGGAAACCCUUCAGAUGUCAGGAGUGUGGGAGAUGCUUCAGCUUUCUUUCUUACUAUGUUAGACACCAGAGAAUCCACACUGGGGAGAAACCCUUUGAGUGCAUUGAGUGUGGAAAAGCCUUUAAUGGCAAUUCUUCAUUAAUUCGGCAUCAGAGAAUCCACACUGGAGAGAAACCCUAUCAGUGUGAGGAGCGUGGGAGAGCCUUCAAUGAUAAUGCAAAUCUCAUCAGGCAUCAGAGAAUCCAUAGUGGGGACAGACCCUAUCUCUGCACAGAGUGUGGAAAUAGUUUCACCAGUAGUUCUGAAUUUGUGAUACAUCAGAGAAUCCACACUGGAGAGAAACCUUACGAGUGUAACGAGUGUGGAAAAGCUUUUGUUCGUAAUUCACCACUACUUCGACAUCAGAAAAUCCACACUGGAGAGAAACCCUAUGAAUGUAAUGAGUGUGGCAAAAGCUUCAGAAGGAAUUCCCAUCUUAGCCAACAUCAGCGUAUUCACACAGGGGAAAAGCCUUAUACUUGUGAAAUAUGUGGGCAAGCCUUCAAUUUUCAUACAAAAUUAACUCGGCAUCAGAGAGUCCACAGCGAGGAGAAACCCUUUGACUGUGUAGGUUGUGGAAAAGCCUUUAGUGCUAAGGAACAAUUGAAAAGGCAUCUACGAAUCCAUAUUCAGGAGUCUUCCUAUGUAUGUGGUAAGUGUGGAAAAGUCUUCACUAGGAAAAGAAAUCUUCUUCAGCAUCAAAGAAUCUAUACUAGAGAGAAACCCUAUGAGUGUGUGAAGUAUGAAAAAGCCUUCAGGACUUCUUCCCAGCCAGGUCAUGUCCAUCCUGGAGAGAAGCCUGUGCUGGACAUUUGUCGUUUUGGCCUCCCAGAAUUUUUUACCCCCUUUUACUGGUGAUAGUACACUAAAUUUCCUGUUGGAUUCCAUCUUCUGCUCAGGAGUGGAAUGUGUGACACAGGCCUGGCUCAGCUGCAGAUUCCUUCCCGCAAGCCAUGGCUGUUGGUUCACAUGUCAGUAGGUGAAUCAAGAUGGUCCAUUUAGAGUCCCAGGACCUGGCAAGAGUUAACAGGAAGACAUACUCUCUUUUUUUCCCCUUUGUCUUAAAGCUGAUAGGAACUCCUGGAUUCUUGUGGAGGCUGAGAAUAGUCAGCACAGCAAAAGAGAUAGCAGAGUUGGAGAAUAAUCAAACCUUGAAGAUUCUGCUGGAACAACCACAUUAAACCAUAUCUGAACCUAGAAAUACAUCUGGGUUUUAGAAUUCCAGUAACCAAUAAAUUCGAGUUUUGUUUUUGUUUUGGUUUUUUGCUCAAGCAAGUUGAGUUAGGUUUUCUUUCCUUGGAACAGAGUCUUGACUUAUGCAGAACCUUAUCAGUGUAACAGUUAUUUUAAGUCUUCAGGGAUAACAGACCUGAUGAAGGAGAAAUGUUUUGUUUGUAUGAUGUGUGGGAAGGUUUUUAGCUAUAGUCCUGGCAGUCCCCAAACCCCAUGACUGAAGAGAAUGGGAAACCCAUUGUAAUACUUCUGCCCAGGCUACAUCAGAAUGCCAGUGAACAGAACAAAAGUUGGUGUUAGUAUGUCUGCAUCAUUGAAUCCAUUCUCAAGAGAAGUCUCACGUAUGAAACCAAAAGCCAUCACUCUUAAAGCUUUCAUUUUCUGUUGACUCAGUUUUCGUUUGGAAUGGAUGCUAUUCUAGGCAUUAAACUG